AUGGAGUUCCUCUUGCUUCUUGCCUUUCAUGCAGCGUUUGCCUUUUCCGCACCCUUCAGGAGGAAUCCUUACAACUACAUCCAACCUCUGGCGAACGGUGAUGCGUUGUUCGAACUCGGAAACAAAUCCUAUGUCGCCAACGUUGUGAACCCAAAGGCUGUGGCGACCGUCACCUUCGCUUCAGAAGCUGGCAAAGACGAAGGCAGUGUGCCGUUGACAGUCAUCAACACCGAAGCCUCACUCAUCACGCAAGAUGUGCUCCAGAGUGUGGUUUCAAGUUACCUCCAAGGAGACGAUGUCUUUUCGGAAGACUUCCUUGAGGCUGUUCUGAUCUCUUCAUCGGCGUCGAAUCCCAUUCUGGACGCAUCAGCAAUCGCAUAUCUGCAAUCGUACAACAUCGGCCAGGUCUUUGUCAGCGGCGGCUUUCCCGCAAGCGGUAUGGCGAGCCUGUCGACCUUUCAAACCGCAGCGCCUCCCGCUGGACCUUACCUUGCAACCAUCAAGUCCGGACAGCUAGAGCUUGCCUCGGUUUAUCUGCUGUAUGCAGACUCAUACCGAGACUUCUUGUACGGGACGUACAACUCCGAUGAUGGUACUGACACCUAUAUUGCUGUCCCAGCUUACCUGGCAAGAUACUGGAACCCGAUGAUACCGGUCCCAUCGCGGAUAUACAGCUGGGAAGACAGCAGACCUUUGGCAGGAGAACGGGUUGCUGUCAAAGAUCUGUACGACAUCAAGGGACUCCAGACCUCUGGCGGGAGUCAGGCAUGGGCAUAUGUCACACCUCUGGCUGACGGAACAGCUCCAUCGGUCCAGAAGCUCAUCGAUCUCGGGGCUGUCAUCGUCGGAAAGUACAAGCUUGCUCAGUUCGCCUCAGGUGCAGAUCCGUGGCAAUGGCAGGACGAACAUUAUCCCUUCAACCCGAGAGGCGAUGGCUGGUUGACGUGCUCGGCCUCUUCGUCCGGUGGAGGGUGUUCGAUAGCGGCAUAUGACUGGCUUGACUACGCAAUCGGAUCAGACACCGGAUCUUCAAUGAGGCGGCCCGCAGCAGUGAGCGGCGUAUAUGGACAACGGCCCAGUCAAGGAUUGAUGACUCUUGAACGUGUGAUGCCUCUCGGCGGAGCAACCGACACCGCAGGUGUUUUCUGUCGCGACCCGUACAAAUGGAUCAAGUUCUCGAAAGCAUGGUACACUCCGGACAUGUAUCAAAGUCCGAACCUGACAGGGCUGUCGCCCUUGGUAGUGCCCGACACCGACAUGUUCCCAAAACGCAUCCUGUACCCGGUUGAGUAUCUGCCUCUGAACAACUCAGCAGCAGAAGUCGUGCUGCAACAAUUCAUCAGCAAUAUGAGUUCAUUGUUCGGGAUGACGGUGGAGAAAUUCAACUUUACCGCGACGGUCCAGAACGCGACAGAUUCCCGAGUCAACAACCUGACAUACCUUUCGUCGAGGCCUCUGGGUGUUAUUAACGCCUGGACCCAAUGGUCCCAAGUUGCCAAACCGCUCAUUACAAAAUGGGCAGAACUUUUCGACGGACGCUUCCCGCCGAUUGAUCCCGCUCGACGACCUGGAUGGGUGAACUUCAACGAGACCAUCAACAACGCCGCCACGUAUCAAGACGCGUUGCAAGCUAAGAACCUUGCUGUGGAAUGGUAUGAGGAGAAUCUGCAAUUCAGCACAGCUGACUCUUGCUCCGAAUCGGUCAUGCUGUACGAUAUCGGACCCGGAGGCUUGCCAUCUUUUCGCGAGGAAGGCUUGAAUGAAUCGCCCGCUGCUUCGUAUCUGGCCGUUCGGCCGCCGACUGCAAAGAUCACUGGAGCUAACAUUUGUCCCAUUUAUGGUUGCGCGGAUUUCACAAUACCCAUUGGCCAAGUCCCAUAUUUCAGCAACGUCACAUAUCAUGAGGAGAUGGUGCCCGUAACGAUUAAUAUGGUGGUUAAGCGCGGUUGUGACUUUGUCCUCUUGAACAUGAUUGAAAAGAUGGCAGACGCCGGAAUACUGAAAACGGUGAAGACCGGUCGCACUUCGUUCUGA
This is a messenger RNA of Cladophialophora carrionii CBS 160.54, 2034 nucleotides long. RefSeq lists its product as uncharacterized. The record is from RefSeq and is a predicted model, not a curated record. The transcript is spliced from 3 exons. The coding region runs from base 1 to 2034 and encodes 677 amino acids. NCBI's taxonomy places the organism in Eukaryota, Fungi, Ascomycota, Eurotiomycetes, Chaetothyriales, Herpotrichiellaceae.